Messenger RNA from Alligator sinensis (Chinese alligator), 1779 nucleotides. Its product is annotated as twist-related protein 2-like. The transcript has 2 exons. The coding region runs from base 181 to 666 and encodes 161 amino acids. Gene Ontology annotation, molecular function: protein dimerization activity; DNA-binding transcription factor activity, RNA polymerase II-specific; RNA polymerase II transcription regulatory region sequence-specific DNA binding. The record is from RefSeq and is a predicted model, not a curated record. Gene Ontology annotation, biological process: regulation of transcription by RNA polymerase II; developmental process. Lineage: Eukaryota; Metazoa; Chordata; Crocodylia; Alligatoridae.
CGGACCCAGAUCCUUGAAGUUUGGGGAGGCUCCGGAAGACGCUCGGCACGGGGGACACGGCGCGCCCGGAGCCGGUGGGGCUUGGCGGGCUCGCCCGAUGCCCAGCGGUGGUAGCAAGCCGGUGAGGUCCUGCGAGGCCCGGGACCCCGUCGCCCACCAGGUGAGAGCGGCCGGGGCGAGAUGAAAGAGGAGAGCAUGUGCCCGGAGUCCCCCGAAGGCAGCGCGGCCAGCAGCGAGGAGGAGGGCGAGCGGCCGCCCAAGAAAGGCCUCCGUAAGCGGGGGCAGCUGAGCCAGGCGGCAGAGGAGCGCGGAGCCCCGUCGCCCCAGGGCAAGCGCAGCAAGCGCAGCCCCGUGCCGCCGUCCUUCGAGGACGCGCACACCCAGCGGGUCAUCGCCAACGUGCGGGAGAGGCAGCGCACCCAGUCCCUCAACGACGCCUUCGCCGAGCUGCGCAAGAUCAUCCCCACGCUGCCCUCCGACAAGCUCAGCAAGAUCCAGACCCUCAAGCUGGCUGCCCGCUACAUCGACUUCCUCUACCAGGUGCUGCAGAGCGACGAGCUGGACCACAAGAUCGCCAGCUGCAACUACCUGGCCCACGAGCGCCUCAGCUACGCCUUCUCCGUCUGGAGGAUGGAGGGGGCCUGGUCCAUGUCAGCCUCCCACUGAGCCGCCCCGGGGUGUUCCCGUGAGGAGGGAGGAUCCAGACUUCAGCCUCAACCCCAACCAUAGCCUAUAAGCCAGCAAAAAAGCCAGCCAUCCCAUUCGUGCCCGGUGCCUGCGAACCAAGCCGGCUCCCCCAAGGAUCGAGGCCUCCCUCCUGGCACAAUGAAGAAGCCCCCCAUGCCUUGUCCUUUGACAAAGACCCCCUGAGGAUGCGGGGUCCCAAGCCAGGCACGGACCCCUUUGCUUGCCUGGAGACUGUGUAUAAAACUCUGAAAGAUAAUUUAUUUUGGAGGAGCUGGUCAAAGUAACCAGUUCAAACCUGUAUAUCGGGGCUUGCUUUUGCUUUGCAAGUCAGGGUAUUUGCCCACGGGGGAUCUCAAGGCCUCGGCCUUCCAAAGGAAGAGCCUAGGGGCAUCUCCGCGGGACUGGAUAAUGCAAAAGCAGGCCUGUGUCUCCGUUAAGUCGUGCUCAGCAGAGCUCUCCUUGCAGCCAGGCCUGACUUGCUUUCCAUAGCCAGGCAGGAGGUCACCCUGGGUCUCACUUGGUGAGGUGAGAGCAACCUCAGCCCAUUUUGCUGGGUGCUGGGUGCCGUGGAAAGCAGCUGGAUCGAUGCCCUGGCAUUGGCAAACCCUGCUGGAAGUGCCAUGGAGAAGAACUUCAUCCCAGCUCCCUGCCGCCUUUCCUGAGGCUUCCUUGAGAUCUGGGCGGACAACCCAGAUGUUUAGUGGGACCUUCUUCUGCAACCGCAGCUGCCUGCUCUUGGACAGCCGGCCUGGGACAGGGUCUUCCCGGGAGCGACAGGACAGACUGCGUGGGCCGUACUGACUCAGGUCAGGCUGGGACACUUGCAGACUAUUGGUACGUUGCCUUGGUGCUGCCUUGAAAGCCCACGUGCACAGCCAUGAAAGCGGAAGGGCCAGCGAGCAGAGGAGAGACUAAAGCUCCCUCGACCGCCCUGCUCUCCCUGCUCCGGGAUUGCCCCAAGAUACGAAACAAAGCCUCACCCGCUAAGUGCCCACGGAGCCUCGGCCCCUCCGUGCCUAACGCUUGUUAUUCUCUUGCUGUAAGGACUCUGCUUUCUGACCAGCCCGCAUUACAAUAAAGUCGCGAUUUGUA